AUGAAUAAUAAACAAGCAGAGUCGCGUUCCUUGGAAACCAACCAGGGAAACGUGGCAAAUUUGGAAGAUUGUCCUUCCUAUACCACUACCACCAUCACCUCAAACAUCUCUAAAUUCGACCGACUGCCGGAUUCUGCAGUUGAGCAGAAAUCCUUGCCGCAGGACACGAAACAGAAAGUGCCCUACACGCAAAAAUAUCAACUGCAAAUUCGAAAAAGUUCACAGCGCUCCCCUGAUGAUAUCCCUACACCUUCUCCGCCUAUUGGAGCUCACAGCGGAUUACUGCCGGAACUCACUUUUGAUCAAGGCAAAGGUCAAUUUCUAUGGGCGCCUGAAAACUAUCAAGGGAAUCUGAGGAAGCGCCGGAUGAACAUUAACUCACCCUCGGCGUCUCCCAAACCCUACGACAAGGUACCUCGCCCGCCCAACGCAUUCAUUAUAUAUCACAAGACGAAAUCCAAGGAGCUGUCCAAGUACAAGUCGAAAGCGCGAAGUGUGUCCGACGAACGUCAUCCAUCGAAAACUGUGGCCGAAAUGUGGAGGGAAGAACCGGAGGAGAUUAAGCUGUAUUAUCAGAGGGAGGCGGAUUUGGCGCUGGUAGAACACAAGAAGAAGUAUCCGUAUUAUAAAUAUAAACCGAAGAAGAAAGAUGGUAAAAAUAAAGGCAACUCAACAUCAUCUCCCGAUUCAUUCAAAGACUUGGGCCCUGGAAAUUCGAAAGAGGAUUCGCAAGUACCAAUGGAACAUAGAAAACAGGCGUCCAUGGAGUCAGCGUUUACGGUAUUUGACCUUCGAGCUUCGUCCGAGAGGCAAGAAGAGAAAGUCGAAGAAGCCGUGGAAUCAAUACUUUCAUUCAUGCCCGAAAUACCCGAGUACAAUCAAUCCUUUACGCCAUCGCUGACCACCGUCCUGGAAGAUUCCCCGUUGACCGCUCACAUCCUGGAAAAUCUGGAGAAUUCCAUGACACCAGCUUUCUCCGACACCACAUUUAAUGAGGCUGGCUAUUCCCAAUUCAAUGAUAACAUCAGUAGCAACAACGAGAUAGGUGUUCCAACGAUCGCAAACAUCGCUCCGGACGUCAUUGACUAUCUGUUGACACAUUGGAAUUUACCCGACAGUCUAGCUGGAUACAUCGUCCCCCCUCAGGACACACAGGCGUCAUCAAUUACAUUACCUUCCGACUCACUACAAGAGCUUCCACCGACACCAACGAGUCCCAUAAACGUGUUUCCAUACUCAUCGACAAUUACAACAGACAUUCAAUGCGCGAAUCAGCCGCAAUCGCUUCAUAAUAUUCAACAGCUUUUUCAACUGCAAUUUCAACCAGCUCACCCCAACGAAUGA
This is a messenger RNA of Acaulospora colombiana, 1344 nucleotides long. The record is from the annotation of a GenBank genome assembly. NCBI's taxonomy places the organism in Eukaryota, Fungi, Glomeromycota, Glomeromycetes, Diversisporales, Acaulosporaceae.